Molecule: messenger RNA, 1517 nt
Organism: Phyllostomus hastatus (greater spear-nosed bat)
Lineage: Eukaryota; Metazoa; Chordata; Mammalia; Chiroptera; Phyllostomidae
Gene: CD247
Product: CD247 molecule
Exons: 8
Coding region: 138-641 (167 amino acids)
Biological process (GO): cell surface receptor signaling pathway
Cellular component (GO): membrane
Molecular function (GO): transmembrane signaling receptor activity
Source: RefSeq, a predicted model, not a curated record
AGUCGGGCCUGCCGGCUGCCACUCUAACCCUCGCAAGGCCCCGCGUCCCCACUUCCUGCGGAGGCCGCGCCGAGCACACACUCCCCGUCUCGCCCUCGUCCCGGCUCGCCGGCCGUCCUCCGGGGGGAAAGGACACCAUGAAGUGGGGGGUGCUCGUCCUCGCGGCCCUCCUGCAGGCUCAGGUCCCAGCGGCAGACGCACAGAGCUUCGGCCUGCUGGACCCCAAACUGUGCUACCUGUUGGAUGGGAUCCUCUUCAUCUACGGCAUCAUCAUCACCGCCCUGUUCCUGAGGGCCAAGUUCAGCCACAGCACGGACGCUGCGGCGCAGGCGCAGGCGCAGGGCCCGGGUCAGCUCUACAACGAGCUCAACCUGGGCCGGAGAGAGGAGUACGACAUGUUGGAUAAGAGACGCGGCCGGGACCCCGAGAUGGGAGGAAAACAGAGGAGGAAGAACCCGCAGGAUGGCGUCUACAACGCGCUGCAGCGGGAGAAGAUGGCGGAGGCCUACAGCGAGAUCGGGACGAAGGCCGAGAACCAGCGCCGCAGGGGCAAGGGGCACGACGGCCUCUACCAGGGGCUCAGCUCGGCCACCAAGGACACCUACGACGCCCUGCACAUGCAGGCGCUGCCCCCGCGCUAGUGGCUGGCGGGCGCACACUCCCAGGCCCGCCCUGCAGACGCCGAGAUUGUAAGGCCCAGGACACACCGCGCACGCCCCGGCUCGCCCGCACCUCACCGCCGCAGCCGACCUCCCCCGUGACGACCGUCGGGUCCCUCGCCGUCCCAGGCCUUCCUGCGCCGGACGCCGCCGGCGCGCCGUGGGGGAGAGCGCCCUGGCUGCGGCCUGUCCUCCGGGAGCCCAGGGGUCCUUGGCCUUCUGUCCGGGCACUGUGGCCCUGGUGGAGGGGGGGAGGGGUGCUGGGGAGGGCGGGCUCAGCCCCCUGCCGAGCUGUGCGGUUAAGCCCCGGCGGAGCCCCACACGCCCGCACCCGCCGCCGAACAGUCUGUACCGUGCUGUCCAUUUGCGCUGCUGUAAAUCUGGCUUCUGUCGUCGGCCGCCUGCCCCCCCCCAGCCCUGCUCAGCAGCUCGUGACAGGGCCCGGAGGCCACAGCCCCCUGCGAAGGUCUGGCCAAAGGGCCAGGCCGGCCGUGGGGAGGCUCCGGAGCCCGGCCUCCCCCAGCCAGCGCCCCUCCCACGCGGUGGUCUGGGGCUAGACGCCCGGGGCCCUGCACGGGGGAGCGUGCCGGGGGCCGGCUGGAGUAAACGCCCGUGGCAGCGCCGAGCAUGACCCAGCGGGGAGGCGGCCGGGUGCAUCCUGGGCACCGGUGCCCUUCGCCCCGAGUGCAGGGCACACCCACACCCGUGCAGGCCUGCAGGGGAGAGUCCACAGUGCCUGGACCCACGGAGACGCCAGGGGAGGGGGGCCGACGGACGCCUGUCUGCUGGGCCGGGUUGAACCUCUGCCGGUUUGCUAAAGCCGCCUGUCUGCCCAAUAAAUGCUUUGGUGACAUCGCC